This is a messenger RNA of Acaulospora colombiana, 136 nucleotides long. The record is from the annotation of a GenBank genome assembly. Lineage: Eukaryota; Fungi; Glomeromycota; Glomeromycetes; Diversisporales; Acaulosporaceae.
GUCGAUCCCGGCAUUUCGUCGUACAUCUCACAGAAGCCGAAGUUGGCAGGUGUUAUUGGUGAACUACCGAUAAAUGCACACAUCCAUUCAAUUUAUCAUCAUCUUGAAACAUUUGUUCGCGUCACAGAUCCCUGCA